Messenger RNA from Prunus armeniaca (apricot), 333 nucleotides. Lineage: Eukaryota; Viridiplantae; Streptophyta; Magnoliopsida; Rosales; Rosaceae. The record is from the annotation of a GenBank genome assembly.
AUGGAAGCCUCAUCCCUCUGGUUGGAUCAAGCUCAACUUCGAUGGAUCAAUCAAAAAUGGAGUUGCUACCACAAGCUUUUUUUUAUUCAAAAUGACAACGCCCACACCCUUCUCGCUGGAGCUAAAAAUAUUGGGGUCAAUUCCAUUACUAUGGCUGAAUGCCUUGCUCUGAGAGAUGGUCUAGCUCAUGCAGUUCACCAUGGAUGGCGUAAUAUCAUAAUUGAAUGUGACUCUAAAGUCGUCAUUGAUGCUGCGACCAAGAAAUGCUCUGCCCCUGGAGUAUCAUGCAACUUGUCCAAGAUGUCUCACACUUGGCCUCCGUUUGUAAUUUGA